UUAUAAAAACUACACCAAAAUAUUGGUUCAAAUCUUAAAAAGUAUUGGAAUAUUUUUUCAAUGUUGAUAUUGAAGUAAGCGACAGUCGAAUGGCUACCAAUGGGACAAUAAUAGCUACCUCCUAAUAACUCCUAAAUUCCAUUCAACUUGGAAUUGGCUCGUUUUUUCCCUUCAUUCACUAAUUCGUCUGCUCAUCUUCAAAAGCCAAUCUUGUCUUAUUUCCUUUCUUAGGUACACUGUCUUUACCACUGAUUCCUCUCUGAUUUUCGCUAACCGAGACUGUCCGCCGCUUCUUCCGGUGCAAUCCCAAUAACCAGAUCCUGAAAUUUAUAUUGCGGUGAAGAUUGAGGUGAAGACUAUAUUGACGACAACUGCGAACACUAGCAUCAACGAGUAAAUCGCCGCAAAAAAAGACUAUAGACUAUCUAGUUCGUGAUUUGGGGGUGGAAAAUUGAGUCUUCUGGCAAAACAACUUGUACAGUCAUAAAGCGGCACCUUUGGGUCAUAAAAUCGACUCCAGCAGCCAGCUAGCAGAUACAGCCGUGAUUCAGUUUAUUUAGCCCACUUGGGGGAUACUUUAGUGCGUAUUUGGUUCACACUUGUUUUGGAUACCCCGUGGCAGUAUUGGUUUUGCGGGAGUGCGAUCAAAACGUCAAUAUCUCGGUCACCACUGGAAUUUGGUGGGAUCCUGCAGACCAUUGAUUAGACUUGUUGGCAGAUUAAUCCGAUAUUAUUAUAACAAGAGUUUGUACUUGCUCCAUAAUCCCAUCCCAAAUUAAUCAAAUCAAAUAUCCACUCUCGCUAUUUAUUAUUACAACUUUAAAAACCUUCAAUUUGUAUCUGCUUCAAAACCAAAAAUAAAUCAUUGAACCAAUUUCUGCAACCUUUCCAAUAUUUUUGACGCAACUUUUUGCUGUUACUUUUCCAUUUUUGUCUUAGUUUAUUACCUGACGUUUUAUCAAAACCAACCGCAGAUUAAUAACUGUAUUGCAAUUAAAUUUCCCCGGCAACUUAUUUUGACGGGAAGUAAUCUUGUGGAUUAGUCCAACUUAGCGCGGCCAAAAAAGGCAAGGAAAAAUAGAGCUCAAAUUUAGUUUUGUGUCCCUUUUUUCGUUUAUUCCUACUAGACGACAGGGACAGGUUGGUCCUUUGUUUAUUUUUGUUUAUUUCCACAAUUCGCAACUUGUUUAUCCGCUCCUCCGAAAAAUCCUUUCAGCUCCUCAAAAUUUCCUUUGUUUCCUAAGCAUCAAUUCGUCACUUGAACUCGCCUUUCCCCCGUCAAAAGAAUCUUUUAUCGGCACAUUUCAUCCUUCGUAAUCAUCAUCAAAAAUAAAAACAAAUGCUGGUCACACAAAACGCAUUCGUAUAUUAAAAACACAAUCAGAUUGAUGUUUUAUCUUUUCUCACUGAAAUAAUCAGCUUUCACCAUUCUGCUUUCAAUAUUUUGUCGAUACUAUCAGACUUGAAGGGAAUCAAAGAGAAACGGAAAUACCGCCUAUGGAAAUAUUAAAAGGGGAGUUUUCUGUCAUCUUAUUGUUUAUCAUUCUUCUCAGCACAAUUAUGCACUGAGGGAAACCAUUCUUAUACCUUUUUAUCAGACACACCGAUCCAAAAUGUACUUGGCUAACCUUCGUUUUAUGAUGUUUUCACCUUUCAAAAACUGACAUUUGCUGAUUUAUCACCUAUUUGGAACUAUUAGAAGUCAUCCUGUUUUAUCGGGUUAUUAGUGAAGGUUUUUUACUACAUGCUUUUCACAGCCUUAUUGAUGAAACAACAAUCGAUACGUGGAAUUGCUUUCUCGUGUUUAUGGGUUGCUCUCAUCUCACUCCAGUUUUCAUCAACAGAAUGUAAGCUGGUUCUUCUUGAACGUCCGAAAGACACGACGGUGACAGCGUCUAGUAAAGUGUACCUCGUGUGCAGAUUCGGCGGCGUCGACCCGAGCAAGGCCUUCUCCGACUACUCGUUCAGGUGGACAAAGGGUAACGAGACCAUCUACGACGUCCACAGAAACGAAGAUGAGCCGACUGUGUCGACUGUGAAACUGCUCAAGUACGACACGAAAAGCAGCAGUUCGAUCACGUGUUCAGUGGAGGGUCCGAACAAUGAGAACGAUCAUCAUACUUGCCAACUACGAGUUUUAUCCGAAUCAAGUUCUCAAGUCGGUUUUCCGGAAGUGGAAAUGAUUGGCUCCAGUCAGAAGACACUACAGGUGAACACAGUGAGACAGCCAAUCAGAGCAGACGUCACACCACGAGACUCACUCACCGAGUACAGGUGGUUCAAAGACGACAUUCCACUCGAGUUCUACCCCGACUACGACAAUUACGUCAUCUACACCAAUGCUUACUCGUACCUCGGACCCGGUUCCAUGGAGAUUCAGAAGGUGACAAAUGGUGCCAGUGGGACCUACACUCUGCAGGUCACCAACAAACAAGGCACUGCACUCUCUUCAGAUGUAGUCAUCUACGCCAGAGCUCGCAACUAUCCACCCAAAUUCAUCGGUCCCGCUCUGCCAACUGAGAUUGUGCUAAAGAAAGGACAAUCGAAAGUUCUGAACUGCUCAGCUAAUGCAGCCCCCAUCCCCAAGAUCAAGUGGUACCGCACACUGGGUGGAGUGGAGUCUAUAGUACCCAGCACAGAACUCUACGAGCAAAACUACAGUGACCUCGACAAAGAUUAUGGCUCUUCGCUAAAGACUUCCUACAUUCUGAUGAAUGCCAUGAUGAACCAGACGCUUAGAUGCAAAGUCACAAGUGGAACUCAUCCGCCAAUUGAGACAAUUGUCAAUGUCAUCGUGCUAGAGCCUCCCGGUACCCCAAUAAGUCUUCGGGUCGACGCUGAUAUUCACACCGCAGAUCUGAAAUGGACCCCGCAACGGGCACCGGCAUCACUAAACUGCACAGUGUUUUACAAAAACACCUCUGUCGAAAACAGCGUCUGGUUAACCCAGGACGCUGAUAGUGUCACCGGGACGACGUUGCGAGGGCUGGCGCCCUAUUCCGAGUACCAAGCGAAGAUCGCGUGUAGUAACGAUGUAGGUCGAGGGCCGAACUCGUCUCUGGGGAUAAUGAAAACAGGAGAGUUCACACCCUCGCCACCUGUGAACUUACGCGCGCAGUACAAGCAGCUGAAUAAUGAUGUUAAAAUAGUGGAAAUCAGCUGGCAGAAACCAGAACGACCUAAUGGUAUCAUACAGUAUUACAAUUUCUACUACACUGAUUAUAACAAGAAGAAUGAUAAUAUAAACCAAUGGCAGAAGCGACAGACCAAGAGGAUGUACCACCCUGAAAAAUACCCACCUGGAAAAACGAUGGUGGCAAGAGCACAGGCGGUUAAUGCGUACGGCCAAAGUGAACUGUCCGACAUUUACACCUUUCCCACCACAGUUGGAGUGCCGGGUGUGAUGGAACGAUUCAGUGCCGAGGUCAUCUCGUCCAACGCCGUCAACCUCUCGUGGAGUUCAGUCGCUCUCAUCGACAUCAAAGACAUCAAAAGCUACCGAGUGUACUACAACGACUCAGCCAGUAAAGGCACAACCAGAACUAGGGAAAUUUCCCCGAUGGAGGUUUCCCUCAUGUAUGAUAUGCGAUAUUACGCAACAAUACGAGGCUUGCAGCCCGACACCAAGUAUUCAUUCACCGCGACUGCCCUGAAUUUGGACGACGUCGCGGGACCGAUGAGCGAGAGUAUAGCUUGCAGCACCUUCAAAGCGGUUCCAAGAAGUAAGCCGGUCGAAUUGGGCGCAAAAAUUGUAACCUUGAACUCAAUUUCUCUCAGCUGGAGUUACACAUCGCAGAAGGACAAAAUAACGAAUUACACUGUGCUCUACCGGAUCACGACAAUAGGCAACGCACCGAUUGUUCCGACUGAUUCGAACAUGGUGUAUUUUCAGAAAAUCAGUGUGCUAGAAACUUCAGCUCUAGUGAAAAAUUUAGAUGAAAGCACCUGUUACGAUUUCUUCGUGUGUGCCAACAAUGCUAUUGGGAGGGGCCCCUUUUCAGCUAAUCAACGCAUGUGCACUAUUGAUAUCCAGACAAUCAGUGCACCAAAGUUGGAAACAGUGGAGGUGUUGAAUUCGACCAGUGUGAGAUUGCAUUGGACAGUGCCGGAUGAGUACAACAGAAUAGCAGACAACCUCAAGAUCGGGUUCCAGAUCACAUACUCAUCACCGGGCCAAAUGGUGAACAAUCUGUUUGACUGCAUGGGCCAUGACUUGACCUCUUGUGUGCUGACUGGACUGCAGCCGGAGACCACGUACAGCUUCCAGAUCAGCAUCCUCCUAGUGUCUAACGAGAGUCCAAAGAGCAACACAUACAACAUCCGCACUAUGAGCCCAGAACCCAACACGCCAUUCGAUUUACAAGUGGAGAUCCAAAUGGGCGGAGUUGUGAUCACGUGGGACUACACUGAAGUGCCCAAACACCCAGUGACGUCAUUCAUUAUUAAGUACAGAAUAUUGGAGACAAAGGAAGAGUUCGAAUACGUUCACGACAUUCGCAAUUUGGAGAAUGUUCGAGAUAAACGAAGAGUUGAAUUUCCAAACCUGAGGAAGGGUCUUCAGUACACUUUUAGGGUGCAGGCUAGAAACCUAAACGGGUUCAGUUUGGAGAGCGAGGUCCAAAUCAUUGCCGUUCCUGCUACUUUGCCGACCGGAGCGCCUAGGAACGUGAACGCGUUUGCUCUCACUGGAAGGAAAGUGUUCAUCACGUGGCAACCUCCAGAUGUCGACCAGCAGAACGGAGUGAUCCAAAACUACCUAGUGAUGGCAUCUCAAGUGGGCAAUACUUACAAACAGAACCAGGAGACCAAAUCUGGGCUAACAAGGACGGUGCUCAUCAAUUUGAUGGCCGGCCAGACAUAUCGGGUCAAGGUCGCGGCUAAAAAUGCGGCCGGACUCGGUCCUUCCUCGGAUGAAGUGGAAGUCAAAACGCUUCUUUCCAAUUCGAGUGCUCCACAGAACGUGCAAGUGCUGCCCUCUUCUAAACUAGGAAGUGUGAAAGUGACGUGGGAUGAACCAUAUGCAGCUUCUAUUCCCAAAGAGUACGGCUACAAAGUGUUCUACUCUGAAAAUCCCUCGCUGGCAUUACACAAGUGGCAGACUAAGAUUGUCCCUCAAAAGUUUGUGAUGGAGACGAACUUGGACGGACUGCGUGAGAAUACCAUGUACGGGAUCCGAGUGGCGCCGCAACUUGAUUCGGCGGGCACUGUGGGCGCACUCUCGCGGGAAGUUUUGCACCGCGUGGGUCCAAGACUGCACGACAACUUCGAACUGAAGCCUAUCAAAGUGGGCUCUGACUUAGUAGUAUUUCAGUGGAGCAAACCCAGUGGAGUUCAAGUCACUCGAUAUAAGCUGUCGCACUAUAAUAUGGGAGACCCGAAUGCGGACAAGGGCAGCCAGGACAACAUAGUUGCAACUGCGACUUUGUGUGUAGUGAGUGAACUGAAGCCCUUCACCCAGUACUCCUUCAACAUGACAGUGUUCACACUGGACAGUAUUGGGAGAGAGGUCACCAACCUCUCCCUUCAGUUUACCCUGUUCACUAAAGCCACUGUGCCCGACUCCAUAUCAACCCCCCUGAUCCCCACGCGUGACGGAGUGACGUCAGAGGGCAUCAUCAGUCUCCGCCUGAGCCAGCCCUCCCUCUCUCGUGGUCCAGUGGACGCAUACCAGGUGGUGUUGGUGGAACUACUGGACAACAACAUCAAAGUGGAGGACCUACCAGGACCUGAUCAGAUUUUUAUCGAAAACAACUCUAAGAACACAGUAUCUCUCAUACGUCGGCAGAGAUCUUCUGGGCUCUUCUCUUUCACAUAUGCCAUCGAAAACAACAUCUUCCGUCGAUCUGCAGACACAUCCUACUACCAAUCCCAGACAUCCCCCUCCAACUACAGAGCAGCAAUUGUGGCCCAACUGGUCGAUUUCUACCCUGAUUUUGCCCUGGGAGAUAACAGAUACUACGGGAACUAUUUCAACGGGAGAUUGCAGUUCUCAAAGCGAUACACUGUCUUUGUCAGGGCCCUCGUGUACUCAGAUGUUAUCCAGUACCGCAGUAGUGACUACAUGGACCCUGCAUUCACAGUGCAGGAUGUGAUGGGGGCCUCAAUGAGUGGGGGAGGGAUUGGGGAGAAAGACCCCUUCGUCAAUCUACUGUGGAUUGUGUGUGUAGUCGCUACUGUCAUUGUGGUCAUCGUCAUCUUCCUCAUUGCCAUCUAUCUCAUCAAAAGGAAGAACCAUUCGCAUGCUAAUCUCCCGGAAGGAUCAUUCAAUGGCUCCACAUCGAAAUACAAUGAGAUCCUAGUGAUGAACGGCAACAAACACCACAGCCACGUCUCCUACGCCAACUCACAACACUCCCCCACACCUCACAGUCCCGGCUCAUUCCAGUACCUGGGCAACGGGAAUGGAAGUGGCAUGCUGCUCGGAGGAGGCUCAUAUCCCCCCACGUACACAUCCAACUAUAAAACAGUGCAAACGGACGACCCGGUCGAACGCCGGCGUCUCAACUUCCCCACAAAUGGAUUGGAAGAUCACCAGCCUCUGAUUUGUGCUGAAGUCGGCGAAACAGUCGAUCGAUUGAAAGCCAAAGACAACUAUCUCUUUACUGUUGAGUUCGAGUCAAUCGAGCCAGUGCAACAGUUCACUUGGGAACACUCCAACAUGGACGUGAACAAAUCUAAGAACAGGUAUGCCAAUGUGAUUGCAUAUGACCACUCCAGGGUCCACCUGAGAAGCAUCGAGGGGGUGCCUGGAUCGGACUACAUCAACGCCAACUUCAUGGACGGCUACAGGAGAGAGAGGGCCUAUAUAAGUACCCAGGGACCCCUGGAAGAGACUCUGGGUGACUUUUGGAGGAUGGUUUGGGAGCAGAAUUCGUAUACAAUUGUGAUGAUGACAAAGUUGGAGGAAAAAUCCAGGACUAAGUGUGAUCGCUACUGGCCGGAGAAAGUGAACGAAUACGAGACAUAUGGACUGAUUGAGGUGUUCCAGUCCCAAGUGGAAGUGUAUGCUUCCUACACCAUCCGAACUUUGAAAAUACGACACAUUCAGGAGAGUGGGGGCAGUAGGGAGGUGAGGCAGUUCCAGUUCACAGACUGGCCCGACCACGGAGUGCCAGAGUACGCCACUCCAGUGAUCGCAUUCGUGAAGAAGAUCAAACUCUCCAACCCCACUGACCAUGCCGGACCACUCGUAGUACACUGCAGUGCGGGAGUUGGUCGCACUGGUUGUUUCAUUGUGAUUGACGCACAGAUGGAGAAGAUGCAGAAUGAAGACCAGGUGGACAUCUAUGGUCACGUGACCUGUCUCAGGGCCCAGAGACAGUACAUGGUGCAGACAGAGGACCAGUACAUAUUCAUAUACGAUGCCAUACUGGAAGCCAUACAAACAGGUCUGACGGAGUUCCAGAAGUACGAGAUGGAAGAGAGAGUGGCUCAACUGAGGAGCAGUGGGAGCGUGCUGGGGGACAACCGGACGGGGCUGGAGGCGGAGUUCGAGCGACUCUCCCACGUCACUCACAGCCCGGCCAAGUUCUCGGCCGCCAUGCUCCCCGAGAACAUGGCCAAAAACAGACUGGCCAACAUCAAACCAUUUGAUUCGACGCGGGUGAAAUUGGAACCCCUCAGAGGUCAAGCGGGGUCAGACUACAUCAACGCCAGCUACAUCGACAGCUAUUACCAGAAAGGUGCUUACAUUGCGACACAAGGACCCCUCGAGACGACAGUGUUUGACUUCUGGCGUAUGGUGUGGGAGCAGAAUGUCGGCGUCAUUGUCAUGCUGACCAAACUGAAAGAGCUCGGACGGGAAAAGUGCUUCCAGUACUGGCCCAAACCGAACAACGCCGAAAGGCAUAACUACUUACUCGUUGAGCCCGUCCAGGAGUACGCCAUGGCUCAGUUCGUAAUUCGGGAAUUCAGACUCUGCGACGCCCGCGAGGGACUCACGAGACGAAUUCGGCAGUUUCACUUCGACUGGCCCGAACAAGGUGUCCCAAAACAGAACCAAGCAUUCGUCGAAUUCAUCCGCUACGUAGAGGAGGCUAAAUCAAGCCUCGGCUUGCCGAUCAGUCCCGUCGUUGUGCACUGCAGUUCAGGGUCAGCGAGGAGUGGAGUGUAUAUCGCCCUGAAGAUGGUGCUUGAUCGAAUGGAAAACGAAGCGAUUGUUGACGUGUUUCAAACAGUGAAGCUAUUACGAACACAAAGACCUGCCAUGGUCCAAACCGAGGACCAAUACGAAUUCAUCUACCAGACCGCUUUAGACUACUUCCGAAUAUCAGACGGGUACGACUACUAUAACAGCAGCAGAUGUUAAAUCUAAAGUUGCAACACGUUCUUACAUCAUCAAGUCUCGCGUCGCUGUCUGAUUGGCUGCCGAAUCACAUCCGAAUCCGACACGACAAGCCAACUCCCGAGUGAGAAGUUGCAUUGAUUGCCGUGCCUUCGAUCAUCAUUUAAAAAUCUGCAACUAAUUCAAAGCUAAUUUUAUCUCUUUUAUCCAAUUGUUCAUAAUUUUACUGAUGUAAUUUCAAAUAAUGAUUAAAUUUCGUGACUUUUGUAAUUUCAAAUCAAUUUAUA
Symsagittifera roscoffensis is the source of this 8571-nucleotide messenger RNA. Its product is annotated as receptor-type tyrosine-protein phosphatase S-like. The coding region runs from base 1745 to 8308 and encodes 2187 amino acids. Gene Ontology annotation, biological process: peptidyl-tyrosine dephosphorylation involved in inactivation of protein kinase activity. The record is from RefSeq and is a predicted model, not a curated record. Gene Ontology annotation, molecular function: protein tyrosine phosphatase activity; protein binding. NCBI's taxonomy places the organism in Eukaryota, Metazoa, Xenacoelomorpha, Acoela, Convolutidae. Gene Ontology annotation, cellular component: signaling receptor complex. The transcript has 34 exons.